Emys orbicularis (European pond turtle) is the source of this 801-nucleotide messenger RNA. RefSeq names its product immunoglobulin alpha-2 heavy chain-like. The coding region runs from base 1 to 801 and encodes 266 amino acids. Gene Ontology annotation, cellular component: external side of plasma membrane; B cell receptor complex. The record is from RefSeq and is a predicted model, not a curated record. NCBI's taxonomy places the organism in Eukaryota, Metazoa, Chordata, Testudines, Emydidae. Gene Ontology annotation, biological process: B cell receptor signaling pathway; B cell differentiation. The transcript has 5 exons.
AUGAUCUUUGCCGAGUAUCUGGUUUUAUCUUCCUUAGUGCUAGGAGUGCGGUUAUAUCUGUACCAGACUCAGCGGAUCCAGUUUGUUGAAGUUAGUGACACCGCAAAGAUCCACUGUUCUUCCAAAGAAAACCUGGAAGGAGGAAGUAGCAUGUUUUGGUAUUUGAGAAGAGAAGGUGAGACACCCACCUGCAUUAAGCGCUGUUUGGAUGAUCAAAAUGUAGGUAAAUUUGCUUGCAAACACGAGACACACAGCUCGACCCUGGAAAUCAGCAACAUCCAAAAGACUGAGUCUGGCAUUUACUACUGUGCAUUUGAAUACAGCAGCUAUCUGAUUUUUGGAAAUGGAACCACACUGAUUGUUGGAGACAGUUAUACCAACAGCAGCUGGGUGAUGUUUCUGGUUCCAUUUCCACGUGGCACUCAAGUCACUGGGACAGCGAAUCUGGCCUGUGUGAUCCAUGGAGUGUCCAGCCCAGUCCAUGUUUCCUGGAGUGUUUCUGGGGAGCUGCAGGAACAGGGGCUGACGCGCUCAUUGAGAGCAAGGGAUGGAUCUUUAACGCUCAUAAAUCACAUCAGCGUCCCCAUGGACACCUGGACCAGUGGGAAGAAUUUCACCUGUGAAGUCAAAUUCAACUCUUCUGGCAGCAGUGUGAAGAAAAGUACCAGGUAUCCUGCAGCCCAUCCCAGCGGGUGUGUGGCACAGAUGCUGCGCUAUGCAGUGGCGAUUUCCCUGGUGGUGUUGAUGGUGUCCCUGAGCCUGGCCUGGAGUCACUGCUGUUCUACUCCAGCCAAGUGUUGA